AUGCCUCGAGAGGCCGAACCCUCCCUCAAUGAGAAGGCCUUCGUGGUUGAAGCCCUUAAAAAAGACCAUCGACUAGACGGGCGCGGAUUGGACCAGUACCGACCGCUGGAUCUCAAAUUUGGCGAUCAAUAUGGAGUGACAGAGAUCACAUUAGGCAAGACGAGGAUACUCGCGAAAGUAUCAGCCGAAGUAACUGUCCCCUACGCCGACCGACCCUUUGAAGGCAUCUUCACAAUCACAACGGAACUCAGCCCCAUGGCAUCGCCAGCCUUCGAAGUCAACCGACCAACAGAGUCGGAGGUUCUGCUUUCGCGGUUGAUAGAGAAGACAGUACGCCGUUCGAACGCCUUGGAUACCGAGUCAUUAUGUCUUGUUGCGGGGCAGAAGUGCUGGUCUAUAAGAGUCGACCUACACGUCCUCUCCCACGACGGAAACCUGAUUGACGCAUCUUGUUUGGCUGUGGUUGCGGCACUGCGACAUUUUAGAAAACCCGAUACGAGCAUGGAAGGCGAGACAUUAACGGUUUACACGCCGGCAGAGAGAGAACCAGUACCCCUGAGCUGGCUGCAUUCGCCAUUUUGCAUCACCUUCAGCUUCUACGGGGAGGAGGGAGAGAUCACGCUGCUAGACGCAACGUUGUUGGAGGAGCAAUUGAGGGUCAGCAGCUGCACAAUCAGCCUCAACAAGCACGGAGAGAUAUGUCAAGUGGCCAAACUGGGCGGUACGCCUGUGGAGGCAGUGUCGCUGCUCCAAUGCGCAAACCUUGCGGUGCAGCAGGUCAAGGUGUUUUCGACGUUUCUAGAUCAGAAACUCGCCGAGGAUUCUAAGCAUAGAGAUAGAGGUGGCCUAUUAGCCGAACUGUCUGCAGAAAACGCGAGAUAG
Molecule: messenger RNA, 882 nt
Organism: Pseudomassariella vexata
Lineage: Eukaryota; Fungi; Ascomycota; Sordariomycetes; Amphisphaeriales; Pseudomassariaceae
Product: ribosomal protein S5 domain 2-type protein
Exons: 2
Coding region: 1-882 (293 amino acids)
Biological process (GO): exonucleolytic trimming to generate mature 3'-end of 5.8S rRNA from tricistronic rRNA transcript (SSU-rRNA, 5.8S rRNA, LSU-rRNA); U1 snRNA 3'-end processing; nuclear polyadenylation-dependent rRNA catabolic process
Cellular component (GO): nuclear exosome (RNase complex); cytoplasmic exosome (RNase complex)
Source: RefSeq, a predicted model, not a curated record